AUGGCUGACUAUACUGAGCUUGAGCUCAAGACAUUCGAACUUUCUAGCGCAGAAUCCGAUUCCUCCUUGUCCGUGACUUCUCUUGCGUUGAUCUCAGACGUACCAUCCUCUCAAUAUUCCUCCGAGAAGCUUUUUCAGUCAAUUCAGUCAAAAGAGCUAUGGCUUAUUUCCCCCGGUAUAUGCCGAAUGCAAAUCAUAGUAGUGCAGAAUCAGGUAUCCUUGGUAUUAGGAGAAACUGAACCUGGAUUCCUGGAACAUCUAGCCGAUGUGAUCUGUCAAUGCCCACUUUGGCCUGCCCUUGGCCUUACAAUUAAACAAGAAGAUAUACAAUACCAGCCGCUAUACGACGGAGCCCCGAAUCUCUAUUUCAUUAUCGAACAUCUACAUAAGUCAUCUGUACUCCUCUCACCACCACACAGUCCCACUGCUCGUCUAUAUGGGAUAGAGUGCCUAUUUCAAUACCAAACAAAUAAUUCGGAUGGAUCUGAUACCGGCACUAACGAAUCUAACAUAUGCGAUCUCGAUAUGGAUGACUAUCCUCCCGAACCGGCUUCACAACCGCAAGCGCUAGACUUAACCAGUGACGCUCAUGGGAGCGCAGUCUAUAAUUAUUAUUAUUGGGAAGAUCCAAUUCUGGAUAUUUUUGCCAAGCAUUCUCGACAACGAUGGAACGAUGCAGGCCGCUUAGCCCAGAUGGCGUUAUACGUGACUAUUGGCAUCAGGAAACGUAUGCGCGGCUUACGAUUAUUCCAGCUGGAUAAUCGACCCUCAUUACUCGAACUAGCCCCUGCUAUUUGGAACGCUCAUUAUCUCAAGGCAGUGACGUACCACGCGGCCAAUAUCCCCAUUAUUUCGAGCAUUCUGGCUGCACCAUCUCGAAACCGGUCAGCAUCUUUACGGGAAAAAAGUAAAAGGUUGCUAGUAGAUGUAGAUGACACCCUUAGUAAUAAACCCUCUACUAGCAUAGAGACUGAAGCCGAGCUAAACACCUACCGAUGUUCCAUUCAGCAAAGGCUUUGGGAUUUAGUGCAAGCAAAAUUAGAGCCGACUACUCGCAUCAAGAAUGCUAGUAUAAAUAUUGAUACACAACAGCGCGAAAACGUCGAUUGGCCUUUCGAGAUAGCAUCUUCGAGUAUGGGCUCUCUUGAGGAGCCCGAGAACAGCGAUUAUUUCUACAUCUUGGACAGAACUUCGAGUAAGGAUUUCGACUUCGACAACGCCUAUGAUGAGGGCCGGUUAUUAUAUCAACUUCAAGAGCCUCCAGGGGGAGAUUGUAGUAGCCAUCUCGACGCAACAGCUGAAUAUGAGCAGUGGCAGCACGGGGAUCAGGAUAUAAGGGCCACCAACGAAGGCUCCCUCGCAGAAGUCAUUGACACAAUAGAGGUGGAAUCAGACUAUUUGCCAAAUAGUAGUCCUCGGGAUGAUUCUCUUAUUCAUUCUUCAAGUUUGUUAGAAUUACGAGGCACUUCAACUGUCCGACAACACAUUUCCGGCGAUUUUAGUGAUUCGAUUGUGGACGUCAAUGAUCUACACGCAUCCGAUUAUGCAUACGGCGUUGAGGGCAUUUGCAAUUCUACAGAUGAGUUGCCAUAUAACACUCGACGUAUGCUCUGGGACGAUAUGCAACAACAUAUGUAUAAGAGUGGAGAUGAUUAUCCCUAUAGGAGAGAUAAAGGAAUGAUAGAUCAAAGUCAUGAGCUCAGAGAGGAACAAACAGGUUCUCAGGAUAUAGAUAUGUAUUGACAAUAUUGAUAAACCAUAUAACCGGGUAAAUACGCAAUGAUUAUGAGUGCUAGACGCGGCCUGCUGUCGUCGAAGCGUCUCUAAAUGCUAUCCUUAUUGUUCUAUUCUACCCUUUCACCCGAACACUAAGCACCUAGAACCCUGUCCGCUUAGCUCCAUAACAGCUACGU
This is a messenger RNA of Daldinia loculata, 1913 nucleotides long. RefSeq lists its product as uncharacterized. The coding region runs from base 1 to 1743 and encodes 580 amino acids. NCBI's taxonomy places the organism in Eukaryota, Fungi, Ascomycota, Sordariomycetes, Xylariales, Hypoxylaceae. The record is from RefSeq and is a predicted model, not a curated record. The transcript is spliced from 3 exons.